Molecule: messenger RNA, 720 nt
Organism: Helianthus annuus (common sunflower)
Lineage: Eukaryota; Viridiplantae; Streptophyta; Magnoliopsida; Asterales; Asteraceae
Exons: 1
Coding region: 1-720 (239 amino acids)
Source: RefSeq, a predicted model, not a curated record
AUGUCUAAUUUUGGGUUUAACGCUUUGUGGGGCCGGUCGGCCUUCAAUGUGGAAGUCGUUGAUGCUCAUGGCCGUUCGGGGGGUCUGGCAUGUCUAUGGAAUCCUGUUCUGUUCUGCUGUGAAAACGUCAUAAAGGACAGAUUUUCCUUAGUCUUAUCAGGUAUAUUGGUACUUACUGGUGAACGAAUUAAUUUGGUGAAUGUCUAUGCUUCGAAUGACACGUCGGUGCGUAGAAAUAUAUGGGUCAAUCUUGUUGGUAUAAAGAAUGCUGUGCAAGGUUUGUGGGUUUUCAUGGGGGAUCUUAACGAGGUAAGGGACGCGUCAGAACGUAUGAAUUCUGAAUUCUCCUCAGCCAAUGCGGAUGCCUUCAAUCAUUUUAUUUUGUAUACGGGUUUGUGUGAGUAUCAAAUGGGGGGGGGCGGGAAGUUCACAUAUAUUUCGGAUAGUGGCAAAAAAUUAAGCAAGUUGGAUCGCUUUCUUGUUUGCUUGGGAUUCAUGGAGAAGUGGCCAACGGCGUCGGUUAUGGCCCUUACCCGGGAAGCAUCGGAUCACAGGCCAAUACUUCUUUCCACUACUCCUACGGAUUUCGGGCACAUCCCGUUUAGGUGUUUUAUCUCUUGGCUAGAGGUGCCGGGUUUCAUGGAUUUGAUAAAACAUCUUUGCCAAUCUUUUGUGUUCAAUGGGCCUGCCGAUCUGGCAUUGUCUGUGAAACUAAUGUGA